Molecule: messenger RNA, 876 nt
Organism: Penaeus vannamei (Pacific white shrimp)
Lineage: Eukaryota; Metazoa; Arthropoda; Malacostraca; Decapoda; Penaeidae
Source: RefSeq, a predicted model, not a curated record
AUGACCUGCCGCUUCUCCCGUCUUCCUUUGUCGUGGGGGCAGGUCUUUGUUUACGGGUGGCCGUCGGUGGUCCAGGCCUCCAUCAUCAAGCAGGGACAAGCCGAGAGUCCAAGGCGAGAGUUCCAGCCGAGAGUCCCAGCCGAUCGCAGCCGAGAGUCCAGCCGAUCGCAGCCGAGUCCGAGACGAUCGCAGUCGAGAGUCCGCCGAUCGCAGCCGGAGUCCAAGCCGAGAGUCCAAGCUGAUUCGCAGGUGAGAGUCCAGCCGAGAGUCCUAGCCGAUCGCAGCCGAGAGUCCAGCCGAUCGCAGCCGAGUCCCAGCCGAUCGCAGCCGAGAGUCCAAGCCGAUGCAGCCGAGAGUCCAAGCCGAUCGCAGCCGAGAGUCCCAAGCGAUCGCAGCCGAGAGAAAGCCGAUGCAGCCGAGAGUCCAAGCCGAUCGCAGAGAGUCCAGCCGAUCGCAACCGAGAGUCCCAGCCGAUCGCAAGCCGAGAGUCCAAGCCCCGAGAGUCCAAUCGCAGCCGAGAGUCCCAGCCCGAUCGCAGCCGAGAGUCCAAGCCGAUCGCAGCCGAGAGUCCCGAGGCCGAUCGCAGCCGAGAGUCAGAUCGCAGCCGAGAGUCCCAGCGAUCGCAGCCGAGAGUCGCGAUCGCAGCCGAGAGUCCGAUCGCAGCCGAGAGUCCAAACCGAUCGCAGCCGAGAGUCCAAGCCGAUCGCAGCCGAGAGUCCAAGCCGAUCGCAGCCGAGAGUCCAAGCCGAUCGCAGCCGAGAGUCCAACCCGAUCGCAGCCGAGAAUCCAAGCCGAUCGCAGCCGAGAUCGCAGCCGAGACGAGAUCCAGGUUCGGUGUCUCUGAUGGCGGUGGGAGAGCCUCUUGAUUGGGGUUGA